Messenger RNA from Aphanomyces astaci, 1345 nucleotides. RefSeq lists its product as hypothetical. The transcript has 3 exons. NCBI's taxonomy places the organism in Eukaryota, Oomycota, Saprolegniomycetes, Saprolegniales, Verrucalvaceae. The coding region runs from base 45 to 1280 and encodes 411 amino acids. The record is from RefSeq and is a predicted model, not a curated record.
CCGGCCGAAGUUCACCAAACAAACACGGGAGCCCAAUUCCAAUCAUGUUGGGGCGCACCAUCAUCCUUCGACGCAGGAGCGUACGACUGGCGCAAGCCGCCGCAGGAUGGAGUAGUGCUCGGCUGUCUACCAGCACACUGCACCGGGUGACUAUCGCUCGCCCGGCAUCGUUAAAGGAGUUCCAGCUCAAAGGAACGCGACCGGUGGACCUCCAUGUCCGUGCGUCGCUGACUGCCGACAUUGAGCUUGCGUCGGACGAAGCGAAUGCGUUCCAAAUUGUCACGCAUCCCAACGGCAGCGCCAUUCGCGCCUUGGACAGCGUCGGUAACGCGUCCACUCCGCUGCAUGUGGAGCUGCACUUGCCAUCCCAAACCGACCUGAACGUGUCACUGGUGCACGGGAACGCCACUUUGCACGACAAAGUCGAAGGCAACGUCACGAUUGCGUUGAACCGCGGCAACAUUUCCGCCGACAAGCUCCGCGGGACGAAUGUACGCCUUGUGUCCAACGACGGAACCAUCGCGAUCCAUACGCUCGUCGAAGGAGAGUCUGUGACGCUGUCCGCCAAGCAUAUUGACUGCAAAAAGGUCAUGGCCAAGCGAGCCGAGAUCACAUUGUCCAAGAGCGUUGCAGAGCCACUCAACUCAUCGUUUGGGGCGUUGUACACGAACUUGGCCACGAUUCAGAGUGCCGCCACGGGCACGCUCACCGUCGGCAACGUCCACGGCGCAUUGGACAUUCGCAGCGACGGCACGACCGAGAUUCACGUGGGCAGCGUCAGCGGCAGCUUGUUUGUCGAGGACACGGGCGACAGCUGCAAUGUGGACGUGCAUUUUGACGCAGUGCAGUCGACUGAAGAAGCAUCUAACCGCGUGGUCUGCGGCGGAAAUGCAAACGUGUCGGUGGCGCCGGCGCUCAAAGUGGCCGUGGAACUGCAUGGAAGUUCCGUGGACACGAACGGGUGCGCGUUUGAUGGAAGUGGACUCGAAGUCGACCAGCUGGACGACGAGUAUGUGAUGGCGUCAGGGGAGUUGCGGCCGCGGCUGGAAGACCAAGGGGGACACGUGGCAUCGAAGAAUGGAUCGGGUAAGAUCAACUUGAGUGGCGCCAAGGCGUCGGCCAUGUCCACGUCAUUCUUCACCACGAGCGCCGCCGCCGAGGCGGUCCAACCUGCGGAGGGACAACCCGAACGCAUCUUCGUGCAUGCUGUGAAUGGAAAGGUCACGUUGAAGCAACUGUCGUGGAUGGACAAGAUUCGACUCAAGCACAAGCCAGAAUAAAUCUAACUCCCCUUGGGGUAAUCAUACAUGGAGUUUGUAUACCUGAGGUUGAAGUGUAAUGUCGC